This is a messenger RNA of Fundulus heteroclitus (mummichog), 1853 nucleotides long. Its product is annotated as proprotein convertase subtilisin/kexin type 5-like. Gene Ontology annotation, molecular function: serine-type endopeptidase activity. Gene Ontology annotation, biological process: peptide hormone processing. NCBI's taxonomy places the organism in Eukaryota, Metazoa, Chordata, Actinopteri, Cyprinodontiformes, Fundulidae. The record is from RefSeq and is a predicted model, not a curated record. Gene Ontology annotation, cellular component: Golgi membrane; trans-Golgi network. Bases 155 to 1522 code for a protein of 455 amino acids. The transcript has 9 exons.
CGGGUUGCUGAGGGAGAGACGGGGAUGAGAGGAUGGGAAACGUGCAGAGGAGUGUGGAGGAGAUGAGGUGAGGACGGCCAGAGCUCCGCCACAGCAGAAGACUCGGAGUGUCGGCUGAGAAUGCCGAAGGCGUGGCGCGGAUAAUCUCAGGAAAAUGCGUUGGCUGUGCGCACCGUAUAUUGAUCAUAUAGUUUCCAGACGGCGGAUGAAGUUUAAGACACCCGCCUCUCGCCGCUGCUCGGUGAGAAUGGGAAAGUCUUUCAUCUCCCUCCCAUGUGUUUGCGGCAGGAACACGGGGGAGUCUCUCCUCCCUCUGAGAGUGCAUAACUCUGUGCAGAGACUGCGUGUAGCUGAUGUGUUUACGGGGAGCAUACACGCACGCUUUGUUCAGAGGGAACUCUCUGUGAAUAUUCCAAACCAACAAAGGCAAGAUCCUGCUGGGCUGCUGUGUAUCAAUAGAUCAGAAGGUGUGGAUCACACAAACAAAGACCUGCGAAAAAACUUUGAGGCCCUCGCCAGCUUUGACCUGUGUGCCUCGCAUGGUCUGUCUCAUGAUCCGAUGCCUGUCAGAGAUGAGGAGAACAGUCACGGUACGCAUUGUGCAGGAGAAGUUGCUAUGGAGGCCAACAACUCCUACUGUGGUGUGGGCAUCGCAUUUAAUGCCAGGAUAGGAGGUAUUCGUUUGCUUGCUGGCAAUGUCACUGAUGCCAUGGAGGCCACGGCUCUGACUUAUAACAUGCACUUCAUCGACAUCUACGUCUGCAGUUGGGGCCCUCCGACGUUGACAUGGAGGGAUGUUCAGCAUCUGAUCGCCCUGACAGCGAAGAUCCCUGACCCCAAGGAGCCGGGCUGGACUAUCAACGCAGCAGGAUACCAUGUUCACCAUAGGUUUGGUUUUGGAGUGUUGGACGCGGGGCUGAUGGUGCAGCAGGCUGUGCUGCUCCGCACUGCUGCUCCACAGAGGAAGUGCAAGCAAGAGGAGACGUUUUAUUCAGACAGAUUUAUCCCUGCUGGAGGCCAAGUGAGCAUCAACAUUGAAUCUGAUGGCUGCCAAGGGAGAGCCAAUGAAAUCAACACUUUGGAGCAUGUGCAGGUGAGAGUCAGAAUUACUGCAGCGUGUCGUGGCGACCUCUCCAUAAGUCUGGAGUCUCCAGGUGGCACAGUGUCUCUGCUGCUGGAUACUCGGCCCUACGACGCCUCGACUGCUGGCCUGAAGAAUUGGACCAUGAUGACAGUGCACUGCUGGGGAGAGCAGGCACGAGGCCUGUGGACCCUUAAGGUGAGAGAAGGACUGCUGCCCUCCUUUCUGCUGAUGUAUAUGUUUGACACAAACAUAUCCUUUUUAGUCAGUUUUCUAUGUGCUGUUUGUCUGCUGACGUCAGAUGGCAAACAAACCUCAAACAUCACUUUUAUUACCACUUUUUGUCAUUCCAAGCAUUGCCAUAUUCUUUUUUUUUUAUCAGAACUGUGUUACAAGCACAUAAUUCUUCUUGCUUUAACAAUAACUAAAACCUUCAUUUGAAGUUGUUUGAACUCUACAUCUGUUACAGUUCCUUUUAAAAUGUAUUCAUCACUCUUGGACUUUUUCACAUUUUGUAACUUUACAAUAAGAAACUUCAAUGUAUUUUCUUAGGAUUUUACAUGACAGAACAGUAAGGCAAAAUUGUCAAGUUGAAAGCGCUUCCAGACCAGGAAAAUUAACAAAUUAAUUAAUAGCACAAAAAUAAAUUCCUUCUGGCAUUUUUAUGUGCUCGUCACUAUACUAAACAUUUAAGAUUUUGCUGAAACAAACAACCAGUCAGAUGUUAGAAAAGUGAAACCUAAAAAGGAUCAAACUUAAUUCUAUUCAACUU